Messenger RNA from Rangifer tarandus platyrhynchus (Svalbard reindeer), 2247 nucleotides. The record is from the annotation of a GenBank genome assembly. Lineage: Eukaryota; Metazoa; Chordata; Mammalia; Artiodactyla; Cervidae.
AUGGAGGAGGGAGCUGGGGAGGCACCAGGGCUGGGCAGGUCUGCUGCUUCUAAGGAUUUCCGCUUCUAUCACACGGAUCUGUAUGACUCUGAAGACAGACUGCAGAUCUUCCCAGAAGAGAGUACUCGGAUGAGAAGAGAAGGUGUCCAAGCUGAAAUGACCCAUGAGCCCAUGAGAGGGGGCGUGAAAGGGAAGGCUCAGAGAGACCUUGGAGAGGAAGUGGAUGAACUUGUCCAUCUCUAUGGACUUGAAGAUGAUCACGAAUUAGGGGAUGAGUUUAUUGAGGAAAACACACCCAGAAUAGAGGUUUCAGAAUAUCCUUCUUAUAUGAUGAUGGGGAGUGAGCAGAGAGACUGGAGACUUACUGGUGAGGCGGCUCAGGGUGAGGACCUGGGCUUCAUGGGCUGGGGCUCAGUAGGCCAGUGCCAGGACUUGCGGGAAGCCUAUAGGUACAGCCACGGCCGUGCCAGCGAGGAGUAUGAGUGCUACGUCAUCCCAGAGGAGGAGGACGAGGAAGAAGCAGCUGACGUCUUCUGUGUCACUUGCAAAACCCCAAUAAGAGCAUCAGAGAAGGAUCAGGAUGAACACAAGCAGCAUGAGGUGACCCCGCUCAGUAAAGCCCUGGAGAGCGCCAAGGAUGAAAUUCACAAAAAUAUGUACAAGUUGGAAAAGCAAAUUAUUGAGAUGGAAAACUUUGCAAGUCACUUAGAAGAGGUUUUCAUCACGGUGGAGGAGAAUUUUGGAAGACAAGAACAAAACUUUGAGUCUCAUUACAACGAAAUCUUGGAAACACUUUCCCAAAAAUAUGAAGAAAAAAUACAAGCUCUAGGGGAGAAAAAGAAAGAGAAGCUGGAAGCCUUGUAUGGACAGCUGGUCAACUGUGGAGAAAAUCUUGACACCUGCAAAGAGCUGAUGGAAACAAUAGAGGAGAUGUGUCAUGAAGAGAAGGUUGAUUUCAUAAAGGAUGCUGUGGCUAUGGCUGACAGACUCAGAAAAUUCCUGCAAACAAAAACAGAUGUGGAGAUCUCAGCGCAGCCUGACUUUGAAGACCAGACCUUGGAUUUCUCUGAUGUGGAGGAGCUGAUGGGCUCCAUUAACACCAUCCCAGCUCCUUCUGCUCCAGUGAUAAACCCACAGGCCCCUAACUCAGCCACGGGUUCUUCAGUCCGAGUGUGCUGGAGCUUGUACUCCGAUGACACCGUGGAGAGCUAUCGGCUGUCCUACCGGCCAGUGCAGGAUGGCUCGCCUGGGAAGGAGCAAACAGAGUUUACAAUGACUGUCAAAGAAACAUACUGCUCAGUGACAAACCUGUUGCCAAACACGCAGUAUGAAUUUUGGGUCACAGCUCAGAACAGGGCCGGCCUCAGCCCCACCAGUGAGCGUGCGGUGUACAUGACAGCGCCUUGUCCCCCCAUUAUAAAAAGCAAAGAGAUAAGGAGCUGCGAGGAGGCUGCGCUCAUCUCCUGGGAGUCUGGAAACUUGAACCCUGUGGAUUCAUACACGGUGGAGCUGACCCAGGCAGAGACGCCGGGGGCCUCGGGUGUAACUGAGUCCGUUGUGGGCAUCCCGACCUGCGAGUGCCUGGUGCAGCUGCAGCCCCGACAGAACUACACCAUCUAUGUGAGAGCCCUCAACGUGGGCGGCCCCAGCGCAAGGAGUGAGCCCACUACCGUCCACACCACAGGUCUCUACUUCCCCCUGAACGAGCACACCUGCCAUCCCUGGCUGACUGUAUCCGAAGAUGGGCUCACGGUUGUGCGAAGCGAGAGCAGAGGCCCCACCAGGGAGCCAGUCCCCAGCGACACCCAGUUUACCAGGUGUGCUGCAGUCAUGGGAAACCUGAUUCCAGUCCGAGGGCGCCAUUACUGGGAGGUGGAGGUGGACGAGUGUUUGGACUACACGGUGGGUGUGGCCUUUGAAGAUGUCCCCAGACAGGAGGACCUGGGAGCAAACCGCCUCUCAUGGUGCAUGAGGCACGCAUUUUCGUCAUCAGGGCAUAAGUAUGAAUUUCUACACAACAAGAUGACUCCAGACAUAAGAAUAACGGUUCCCCCAAAGAAGAUUGGUAUUCUGUUAGACUAUGAAAAUGCAAAGUUGUCAUUUUUCAAUGUGGACAUUUCUCAGCAUCUGUAUACAUUCAGCUGUCAGCUUCACCAGUUUGUGCAUCCUUGUUUUUCCCUGGAAAAGCCUGGCUGCCUGAAGAUACACAACGGUAUCUCGAUGCCAGAGCAUGCCACUUUCUAUUAG